CGCGCCGGCAGGGGCAGCAGCGGGAGCGGCGCGGGGCGGAGCGGCGCGAGCGGCCAGGAGCGGCCCGGCCCGGCCCGGAGCGGCGGCGGCGGUUGCAGCGACGCCAGAGCCCGUGGGCGCCGUUCGCGAGGCCGCCGCAGGGGCGCGGCCGCUGCGCGGGGAGGCCUGGGGCCGGGAGGGCCCCGCCGCCGCCAUGCCGCUGCUCUUCCUCGAGCGCUUCCCGUGGCCCAGCCUCCGCACCUACACGGGCCUCAGCGGCCUGGCCCUGCUCGGCACCAUCGUCAGCGCCUACCGCGCCCUCAGCCAGCCUGAGGCCGGGCCCGGGCCCGCCGAGCCGGAGCCGCCGGCCCACCCGGUACAGACCGAGCCGGCCGCGCCCGGGGGGCCGAGCGCCGGGGGGCCGCGGGCCCGCGACGUGGCCCAGUACCUGCUCUCGGACAGCCUGUUCGUGUGGGUUCUAGUAAAUACGGCUUGCUGUGUUUUGAUGUUGGUGGCUAAGUUAAUCCAGUGCAUUGUGUUUGGUCCUCUUCGAGUGAGCGAGAGACAGCACCUCAAAGACAAAUUUUGGAAUUUUAUUUUCUACAAGUUCAUUUUCAUUUUUGGCGUGCUAAAUGUCCAGACGGUGGAAGAGGUGGUUAUGUGGUGCCUUUGGUUUGCUGGACUUGUGUUUCUACAUCUGAUGGUUCAACUCUGCAAGGACCGAUUUGAAUAUCUUUCCUUUUCUCCCACCACCCCGAUGAGUAGCCAUGGUCGGGUUCUGUCUCUGUUGAUUGCGAUGCUGCUUUCCUGCUGCGGACUAGCACUUGUCUGCUGUGUCACAGGUUACACCCAGGGAAUGCACACGUUGGCUUUCAUGGCUGCGGAGUCUCUCCUUGUGACGGUGAGGACUGCUCAUGUGAUUUUACGCUACGUAAUUCACCUCUGGGACCUCAACCACGAAGGGACAUGGGAAGGAAAGGGGACAUAUGUCUAUUACACAGAUUUUGUCAUGGAGCUCACUCUCUUGUCCCUGGACCUCAUGCACCAUAUUCACAUGUUGUUAUUUGGCAACAUCUGGUUAUCUAUGGCCAGCUUGGUCAUCUUUAUGCAGUUGCGCUACCUGUUCCAUGAGGUACAGCGUCGAAUCCGCAGGCACAAGAACUAUCUGCGUGUGGUUGGGAACAUGGAAGCCAGGUUUGCAGUUGCGACUCCAGAGGAGCUGGCUGUUAAUAACGACGACUGCGCCAUCUGUUGGGACUCCAUGCAGGCUGCCAGGAAGCUGCCCUGUGGCCAUCUCUUCCACAACUCCUGUCUUCGCUCCUGGCUCGAACAAGACACCUCUUGCCCAACAUGCAGAAUGUCUCUCAACAUUGCUGACAAUAAUCGUGCCAGGGAAGACCAUCAAGGAGAGAACUUGGAUGAGAAUUUGGUUCCUGUAGCAGCAGCUGAAGGCAGACCACGCUUAAACCAACACAAUCACUUCUUCCACUUCGAUGGGUCCCGGAUUGCGAGUUGGCUGCCAAGUUUUUCAGUGGAAGUGAUGCACACCACCAACAUUCUUGGCAUCACGCAGGCCAGCAAUUCCCAACUAAACGCAAUGGCACAUCAGAUUCAAGAGAUGUUUCCCCAGGUUCCGUACCACCUGGUGCUGCAGGAUCUCCAGCUGACACGCUCGGUUGAAAUAACCACAGACAACAUUUUAGAAGGACGGAUUCAAGUGCCUUUUCCCACACAGCGGUCAGAUGGCAUUAGACCUGCGCUGAACAGUCCUGUGGAAAGGCCAAGUGGUGAUCAGGAGGACGAGGAGGCCUCUGCCCAGACCGAGCGCGUGCCGCUGGAUCUCAGUCCUCGUCUGGAGGAGGUGCUGGACUUCAGCGAGGUGGAAGUGGAGCCCAAUGAGGGGGAGGACUUUGAGGCUCGUGGGAGCCGCUUCUCCAAGUCUGCUGACGAGAGACAGCGCAUGUUGGUCCAGCGUAAGGACGACCUCCUGCAGCAGGCACGGAAGCGUUUCUUGAACAAAAGUUCUGAGGAUGACUCAGCCUCAGAGAGCUGCCUCCCCUCGGAAGGCGCCCCCUCUGACCCUGUGACCCUGCGUCGAAGGAUGCUGGCAGCUGCUGCCGAGAGGAGACUUCAGAAGCAGCAGACCUCCUAGCGCCUCCUCGCCUUUCUCAGCUGCCUCCGGAGCAGCGCGCCCACCGAAGAGGCCUGUCCAGUUCUGCCUGCUGUUUGAGGAAGUGGGCUCGACUGCAUUGCCGCUGUAUAAAGCAUGUGGUCUUACUAGUGUUUGGACAGCUGACGAAUUUAAUCCUUUUUUGUAAUACUUUCUAUGUGACAUUUCUCUUCCCUUUAGAAACACUGCACAUUUGAACUCUAGGCAUGAUCUCUUCUGGCGUUGACUGGACUUCUUGGGGGUGGGGGACGAUGAAGAGGAAGUGGGCAGCCAGAGACGCUGCAGCGGACGACUUUGUGGAUGACUGCUUUCUGCAGAAGGCACAACAAAUCCUGUGUUCUUAGCUCCAAGUCUAGCAGGAGGGUGUGUGGGGCGGGAUUCACAGGAAGCGGGGCAGUGGGAGCCUGGCGCCAGGCCGGCGGGUACUCUGUUGGCAACCUGGAGCUCUGGCAAGAAAACAUGCAGACUCCUGACCCCUGAGCCCACAGCAGCUUGGAAAAAGAGCGCCUGUUUGACACCUGGAGCAGGGGAGGGGAAAGCCCAGGGCUGCAGAGUGUGAGGAGGUGACCAGUUGUGUCCUGAUAUAUCUGGGACUUUCUGAACCCCAACUUUAAGGCUGGCUUUAUUUCCGUUAAUGCUGGUGCUCCCGCAUCUCCCGGGUAUGCCGCUUGUGUCUGUCCUCUCCUCUGCAUUUCGUUCCCCGCCUCCCUUCCCCACCCGAGCCCUCUCCCCUGCCCCCAGCCCUCCAGACAUGAGGAAGGUCAGCCCUGAGAGGGUUAAGGAGCGUGCCUCAGUUUGUGGUUUUUAGCCCUUGGUCAGGCAAAUCAGGCGAUGCCGGUGCCUUUGGGCUUGGGCCUCGGAGACGGAGAUGAUGCGGCCAUACAGGAUGGGAGAGUAAAUUCUGGAGGGCUUCACUGAAGAAAUAAAAGUCAUCUUUCUUAUCUUUCUUUCCGGGAACCCUUCAUUUUCCUAACUUCGUUCCUACUGGUUUUGUCAAACAUACAAAGGUGAGCGGCUGAAUCGACCUGCCUUGGAGCAGACCCAGGUCCUGAAGCUUUCAAAUUCCUCACACAUGUAGCUUAAGGAUUUGAGACACACAAUCAUAGGUUUCAUAGUUCCGUUUUAUGUCCUAUUGGAUACAUUUUUUUUUUUUAAUGUUUGAAAGCAUAGUUUUAUGGUAGUCCUUUUGGGAAGAAUCCAGUAUUAUGUAAAAUUAUUGGCAAAGUUAAAUGUAUUUUACAUAACUGAAAGUUUUUAGACUGUUGUAAUUGAACAAAGAGUGAUGAGUAAAUGUUUAGGCUGAGAUAAUUUAUUUCAAUAAAUCUUUCAAAAGCCUUAUCUUGAAAUGCUGUUAGUAAAUUUCUGUGAAUUUUUUUGGUUUUGUUUUGUUGAGAGCAUAGCUACUUGUUUUUAUUGUAAUAUAAAAAUAAUAAUAAAAAGCAAACUCUUCUA
Molecule: messenger RNA, 3601 nt
Organism: Talpa occidentalis (Iberian mole)
Lineage: Eukaryota; Metazoa; Chordata; Mammalia; Eulipotyphla; Talpidae
Gene: AMFR
Product: autocrine motility factor receptor
Exons: 14
Coding region: 194-2131 (645 amino acids)
Biological process (GO): ubiquitin-dependent protein catabolic process; endoplasmic reticulum unfolded protein response; protein K48-linked ubiquitination
Cellular component (GO): ubiquitin ligase complex; endoplasmic reticulum; cytosol
Molecular function (GO): ubiquitin protein ligase activity; ubiquitin binding
Source: RefSeq, a predicted model, not a curated record